GGUUGAAAUUAAAAGCUUUCCGGACAUUCAGAUGUGUUCAUGAUCGCGCCGUAAACUGUUUGAUACGCCUUGCUGGGUGUUUCAUUCCUUGUCCGUUAUACUUUAUCCAAGACAUCUCCUCCCAGUGUUUCGCUGUACACAAGAUGAUACGCAGCGAAGUGAAAUAAACGAAGGCGCUGACAACUGGAAUAAUAUUAACCUUGGAGGACACAAUGGGGCUUUGCUGCCCUGCUGUCUUGGUGGCAGCUCUGCUGAUUGCCCAUUGCACAGCCGAGGAAGUGUUGGUGAUGCAAGUUGGAAAACAAGAAGCAUCCACACCUGCUGUGUCGCCGGUGUGGACAUGGGAGUGUCAGUCACAGCGGUGCGAGAAGCUCCUGCUGGCCGGGGGCCAGGCGGCCCAGUCCCUGGACGCGUGCAAGCUGCUGUGCGGGGAAUACCGCGUGCUGUGGCCGCGCCCCACCGGCAAGCUCAGCCUCGGCGACUCCUUGUACACCAUCAGCCCCAACAGCAUCACCGCCGAGCUCACGCCGACGGGGCGCCAGCUGUCGCCCGAGGUGGGAGAGCUGUUCAGGAAUGCAGUUAAGCUGUUCCGUAAGAACGUGCUGGACCUGGCGACGGGCAGCGGACCAAUCAGGUCCGUCGGGAGGUCUCUGCUUGUCGAGUGCUCCAUCGACGACACUGCCCUAGCCAGCUUUAAGUCCGAUACAGAUGAGAGCUACUUGCUGCAGAUAUCGGAAGCCUCCAAUGGCAGGGUGAACGCCUCGAUCACGGCGCCGACGUUCUUCGGGCUGCGGCACGGCCUGGAGACGCUGCUCCAGCUGGUCAUCUACGACGACGUGGCCCAGGAGCUGCGAGUCCUCAGCAGCGCCCUCAUUGAGGACCGGCCCGUCUUCCCGCACAGGGGCAUACUGCUGGACACCGCCCGCAACUUCAUCUCGGUGGAGUCGAUCAAGCGCACCUUGGAGGGCAUGGCCGCCUCCAAGCUCAACACUUUCCACUGGCACCUCACCGACUCGCACAGCUUCCCCUUCCAGUCGCAGUCGUACCCGCAGCUGUCCCAGUACGGGGCCUACUCCCCCAGGAAGGUGUACACCCCGGACGACGUCCGCUCCGUGGUGGAGCACGCGCGCGUCCGCGGCGUGCGGGUGGUGCCGGAGCUCGACGCGCCGGCGCACGUGGGCGAGGGCUGGCAGUGGGCGGGCGCCGACGCGACCGUGUGCGUCAAGGCGGAGCCGUGGCGGAGCUACUGCGUGGAGCCCCCCUGCGGCCAGCUCAACCCGACCAGCGACCGCGUCUACGAGAUCCUCGCCGGCGUCUACAAGGACAUGUUCGCCCUGUUCGACUCGGACAUCUUCCACAUGGGCGGGGACGAGGUGAACUUCAACUGCUGGAACAGCUCGGAGCAGAUCGUGAGCUGGAUGCGGUCCCGCCAGCUGUCCCGGGACGAGCCGGGCUUCCUGGAGCUGUGGGACCACUUCCAGACGCGGGCGCUGGCCGCGCUGGCCGAGGCGAACGGGGGGGAGGCCCCGCCCGUGGUGCUCUGGACGAGCGGCCUCACGGGCAAGGGCCACGUGGAGCGCUACCUCAGCCCCGACAAGUACAUCAUCCAGAUCUGGACGACCGGCGCGGACCCGCUCAUCGGCGAGCUGGUGAACAAGGGCUACCGCGUCAUCCUGUCCAACUACGACGCGCUCUACUUCGACUGCGGGUUCGGGGCGUGGGUGGGCGAGGGCAACAACUGGUGCUCCCCGUACAUCGGCUGGCAGAAGGUGUACGGGAACAGCCCGUACGGCAUCGUGGAGAAGCUGGGCGCCAACGCGACCGCCGCGCGCCGCCUUGUGCUGGGCUCGGAGGCGACGCUGUGGACCGAGCAGGUGGACGACGAGUCGGUGGACGGCCGGCUCUGGCCGCGCUCGUCGGCCAUGGCCGAGCGGCUGUGGUCGGACCCGAGCGAGGGCUGGCGGGACGCCGAGCCGCGGCUCCUGCACCACCGGGAGCGCCUGGUGCGGCGGGGGGUUAGGGCCGAGGCCUUGGAGCCGCUGUGGUGCCACCAGAACCACGGCUACUGCUACCUGUGAGCAGCUGCGACCUGCCUUUGUAUCGUGUGUGCACGUGUAACAUUUUUCAACUUGUGUUUUUGAAGAAAUAAAAAAAUAUUCCCAUUUAAA
This is a messenger RNA of Bacillus rossius redtenbacheri, 2168 nucleotides long. RefSeq names its product chitooligosaccharidolytic beta-N-acetylglucosaminidase (gene Hexo1). Gene Ontology annotation, molecular function: beta-N-acetylglucosaminidase activity. Lineage: Eukaryota; Metazoa; Arthropoda; Insecta; Phasmatodea; Bacillidae. Gene Ontology annotation, cellular component: lysosome; plasma membrane. Gene Ontology annotation, biological process: ganglioside catabolic process; protein deglycosylation; glycosaminoglycan metabolic process. The transcript has 9 exons. The record is from RefSeq and is a predicted model, not a curated record. The coding region runs from base 213 to 2078 and encodes 621 amino acids.